AUGAUUGAUCUUGAUGUGUGUCAGCUGAGGAGGCCCAGUGAAGUAGACCAUUGUGAAUGCGUAAAUCUGCUUAAUGAAAAGAGUUUCGAAUUUGUCAUAAUAAAAAAUAAAAAUUUAUACAUUUACAUGUAUAAAAAAAAAAAAAGAAAAAGUUCUCUCCUUUAUGAAACAAAAUUAAAUGCACCAGUAAUAAAACUCAUUAUUUUGAAAAAUGUAUUUUUAAAUCGAAAAAAGGAAUGUAUUAGUGGCAUUUUGCUGAUUUAUAAGAAUCUCCAUUUUGUAAUUUACAAAUUUAACACACGUUUGAAUACUCUCGUUGCUGUUUUAAAACACAGUUUUGUGAAAGAAAUUAAAUUCCAAUCCCUCUUUUACUCUUUACCAUUCGCGAUUAGAUAUGUACACACAUAUGAGGGUGUAAAAAAUGACAUAAGGAGGUGGAAAAUACAUAUACAGAAAAAAAAAAAAAAAAAAAUCAUAUCGACAACCAUCACGAAUAGAAGAGGUAUACGUUUCAAAAAAUGUAUUUACAACAUUCUUCCAAAGUUAAUGACUAGACUGAAGAAGGACUAUAAUGGUGAUACUAAUCAGAAAAUUCGAAAAACAAAAUCAGAAUGGAAAAAAUGGGCUCCCGUUUGUAAAUCCAGCGGCAAUACCAAAAAAGGAGAAGAGAAAAAGAACGAUUUGGGACCCCCAAUACUUACGAAUAUUUAUGAUCAUAUUUAUAAAAGUACUAAUUUGGAAGAAUCAUUUUUGCAUGAUCAUACCAUUCUAGAGGAAAACAUUCUCAUAAACCCUCCUCAUCAAUUGGACAUGCAGCAUAAAUCUCUAGAUGAUAGCCAUAUCUCAUUAAACUUCCAAAAUAUGCAAAUCAAGUGGAAAAAGAGAAACUGCAACUUUUGUGAAUUUCUUUUUUCCUUUUCUUAUGAUUUUAAAACGAUUUAUACUUUUGUUUACACAACCAGGAGGAGACACAACAAAAUUAUUAACCCGUCUUGUGGGGGAGAAAUUUCCACGUCUUAUUUUGGGAAAGACUUGCGUCUAAUAAAUGUCAUCAAAUUCAGUUUGGCAGAACAUUACAAACGCUUUAUUUUUAUAAAGAAGAUAUUUUUCCACCGGGAGGCCCUCCACCUCUUGAUUCAAAAUGAUGCGAUCAACAUAGGACACACGAAGCUGGAGGAACUUAAACUGAAAGUGCUGAUCCUGAGGAAAGAAGAAGACAAACUUGAUGUGGAAAAAUUGAUAAAAAACUUGGCAAAUGACAUACUAGACAUACAUCGAGUGCAGGAAUUACUCGUGUGUCUUUGUCAUGAUUAUGUAUUUGUAUUAAAUAUGAACAGCAAUAAAAAAAUCAUAUAUUUUUUUAAAAAAUCUUGUUAUGGAAAUGCCGUGUUCCAUCUUUUAAAAAACGAUACACUUUUUUAUGAUUACACAUACAUUAACAUUAAUUUUAAACUCAGUAGUAGUAGCAUGUUCUAUAAGAAGGGAAAAAUUUUUAUAAUUACAAAAAAAUGUAUAUUGGAAGGAAACAUUUCAAAAUAUCACAACGAUUUUCUGAAAUUAAUAAAAUGGAAAAAAAUAUACUCAUUCAGGUAUACUUUGUCCAAGGUUUCUAUCUAUUCCUUUUGUGGAGAAUUUUAUUUUCUCUGUUGUUAUAAUGGUAUUUCUGGCGUAGCUCAGAUUGAUUUAUUAAAGAAAACAUUUAGGAAAAUCAACAAAUCUUGUCCCUUGCAAGAUGAAGACCAAGAGGGAAGUAUCACUUCCAAAAAAAAUAACAACUCUCUAAAUAAAGAAACGGUCGAUGGAAGAGAACUAUUGAAUCAAUCUUCUGGGAGAAAGAGAAAAGCCACACCGAUUGAGCAUUCUGUGAAGAAGGGGAAGUGCAUAUCUCACGGGCGAGAGUACCCCUCUGCGUAUGUGAACCAAGAGCAGAAUGGAAAGCAUGCAAAUUGUGUAGAAGCCUCCAGCCGUGUAGAAGCCGCCAGCAGUGUAGAAGCCGCCAGCAGUGUAGAAGCCGCCAGCAGUGUAGAAGCCGCCAGCAGUGUAGAAGCCGCUAGCAAUGUAGAACCCGCUAGCAGUGUAGAACCCGCUAGCAAUGUAGAACCCACCAACAAGGGGAAACACGAAAAGGGCACGCGCAAGAAGGACAACUUCUUGUUCGAAUUGAUGAACUAUCUAAACAGAAAUGUAAACAUCAAUGAACACACGAAGGAGCUGAAUCACAGCAAAUAUGAUUUUCUGUUUAAGAAAUAUAAAAAGAGGAUAAAAAUUUUAGAAAAUAAUUUUUCCACGAUAAAUGCACAAGGGAUCAUAGAAUACGCACCUCCACUUUUUAUUUUGAAGAAAAGAGGAAAGAGAAAAAAUAAAAUUGGAAAUAGUAUCACAAGACGUAAGAAGGAGGAUACCAAAAUAAUCCGAGUUGAAAAAAUUCAAGUUAAAGGGAUGUUAACUGAUAUUUGCGCUUUAAAUGAAGAACCAAAUUUAGUAACUAACAGUACAUACGUAGCACUCUUUGGAUGUAAACAACACAGCAGUAUACAGAAAAUUUUUUUCGAGGUUCCCAUCACUAUUUCAUUGAAUGUAUCUUUUUCAGCAUAUUGUAUUAAAAAUGUAUGUGCUACACAAAGGAAGGGAAAUAUCCCCUUUUUUCAGUAUAUUAUGAUUAACUUAGAAGAGAAAAAUAUAAAAGAAUCAUAUUUUGAAAAAGGUCUCUCACACAUGAACACGCACUGUGAUGAUUCAUUUACCAAGAUGGAAGCAGAUCGAGGUGUGCGACGCAGGAGAAGCAUUUUGUUGUGCAUAAAGGAUCUUUCUUUUUUGAAAAAAAAAAGGGAGGGAGAGAUGUCAACUAAUGAGUUUGAUUCUACGCAUAGGAAUGGUAUCUCCACACUGUACGAAUUUUUUCAGCAGAUUGGGAAACGAUGGGAAGGUUGUAAUGCUGAUGGUGUGGACGGGGCAGAUGUGGACGGAGCAACAACGGGUUCUAAACGGCUGAGUGGCGAGAUCAAUCGAAGCAAAGGUGGUGUUCCUUUUCAUAGUCUCUACAAACUCAUACACAGAAUAAGAGGGAAUAACCUGGUUGAGGCGUCUAACGGAGAGAUGUUAUUCCCUGUGGGAGGGGUCGCGAGAGUGAGUAUGUUUCGUGCCUUUUUUAAAAACUUUCAUUUUAUCCACUUUAAUAGUAGAGACGUAAGAAGAUACAUUACGAUGAUAUGCAACCAGGUAAAUAAUCCAUUUGGUGUGAUUGCUGAUAAACCGGAUGAGGAGAACAAUUGCCAUGAAGAUUGUCAUGAUGAUAGAAAGAAAAAAUUGAAUAAGAGAAUUAUUUCUCAAAUGAGAAACGCAGAAUUUUUGUUAAAAAAGAAAUAUAUGGAAUUUUUCCUCUUUGAAAAAACAAAAGAAGAAAUAAAUAAAACAUCCUUAAAUUUAGAAGGAAGUUGUAUAUCCAUGAUAAAUUAUAAAAAUUUACUAAUACAGGUCUGCGAACAUGAAAUAAACAUAUCUUUCCACAUGAACACGUACAUAUUGUUUAAGAAAAUACAUGUGCAUCACAAAGUGAUAGCUAGCACGAUGGUAAAAGGGUUUUUAAUUCUUCAACAUGAAAAUUGCACAUGUUCUGUCUAUUCCUUGAACAAUUCUGUGGUUGUAAAUCUCUUGAAAUGUGUAAACAAUUUGACACAAUUAUUUAACAUGUGUACAUUACACACUUUGGCAUGCAACAAUGACGAGGUGAACAUAGACAUUCUCAAUUUUGCAAAACAUAUUCAGGAAAGAGCGUUAAAAAAAAAAAAAAAAAAAAUCACAAUUGGAAGCAAUGGGCAUAAUGACAUUUCAGAAAUCGAAAUUGAGAAUUAUAAAAAGGAAGAAUUGCUUAUCUUGUUUCAAAUAAAAACAACAGAUAUGUUUUGUGAAUUUUUAAAAACACGUAAUAGUAUCGAUAUGGACAAUUUGAUUACCCUCUACACACACUUGAAACAUGUUCGAUGUAUUUCCACUCUUAAAAAAGGACAUAAAAGCUUUCUGACAUUUCUACAUGACUCAGACAACACAUUCCAUAUUUUUCAUCUGGAGAAGGAGCGGUUAAUCUUUGGUAGUAACUACCUCUUGACAGUUCCUAAGUAUGUUUACAAUGUGAAACCGAGGAGGACGCCUUCGGAAAAUGGAGCCAAAAAUGAAACCCAAAAUGGAACCCAAAAUGGGAUGCUUCAGAUAGAUGUGCUGAAUGAGACGGAUGCAACUGGCAUCUCUGGCAUGACAGGAAGAGGCGAAAGGAAAGCACCAAACCGAAUAGAUGGAGAAAAUUUCCUGAACUUAUACAAAGAGGAAGAAAUAAUAAACGUGCUCUUCUUCAAGCUGGGUCCGAAUUACAUGUUAAUAAUUUUUUUAACAGGAAGACCAAUACUAAUAUACAAAACGUUUGGUCAAGUGUCAAAUUUGAACAAUUUAAAAUUUAAAAUUGUAAUACACAAAUACACAAAACCUUUAAUAAGUAAUACUCAUUUUUUGAAAAGAUCCGAUUGUGAAGAGGUAAAAAUAGUGAAAAUUUCAUCGCGUCACAAAGAUGAGUUGAAUAAUGGAUUCUAUGUUCCUGUGUGCGAACCGUAUGGUAGAAGUGAAGCAAAACCCGUGAAGAUGGAGGAGAAAAGAAAAAAAAAAAAAAAAAAAAAAAAACAGUUUUCCAAAUGUAUAGUAGUAUAUCCAUAUAUUGAUGUAAACAAAUUGGAUGUAAAUCAUGAGGUAGAUGAUCAGGCAAAACUGCUUUACGAAAAAGUUUGUGCAUAUGAUGUAACAUUUCCUCCUUUGUUGUUGUCGAACUAUAAGGGGAACUUAUUUCUGCACAGUUUCACAGAGAAUCAUAUAAACAAGACAGAUGAUAAUGACGUCUUAACGGGUAACAAUCCGUCAAGCGGUUGUAUAAUUUCUCCCUCCGACGAAAUUUCAAAUAAAAUUCCAAAUAAAAGUAAACUCAAAAAUUAUGGCAAAAAUCAAGUUAAGAAUAUAAUAAAAAUAGGCAUGAACGCAUUUUUAAGUUUUUACUCAAACAACAUGAGUAUAAUAAGUAUAAAGGAUGAAGAAAAGGUGAUAAUGUAUUCAAGCAAAGUGGACAAUUGUGCACAUGAAUCAGAAUUAAAUCGAGAUAUCUCUAACAUCUUAGGUGAUUCAUCCCUCCUCCACUCGUCCCCUCUUGAGGUAAAUUGCCACUACAGUAAUGCAUAUUUGCUUCACGCUCAAGACAAUAUGCUAUUUUUAAAAAAGAAAUGUAAACCCAUAAAAUUAUCCUUUAAUGAUGAUUUUAUUUCUGAACAGUUUUUAUCAUAUCCGUAUUUAUGCAAAAUUGGAGUUUCACAAUUUCAGUACUUGUUGAAGAAGAACAAGAACAAGAGAUCUAACAGAACUCAGAAGGGAAAAGAAAAAAAAAAAAAAAAAAAACCAACAAAUGUUAUCAACCCAAGUGAUGCGUACUCAGCAGAUGAAUCACUCCACACCAAACCAACAGGAAAGAGGGAGGAACCACUACAUGAAGAAAGAAAUUCUGCAAAUGGAUUUGGAGGAUCUAUAAAAGGCACAAAUGAAACAGCAAAUUGCACGAACGAAAGCGAAGAAAGAGAAAAAUUGAUCCACAAAAUUAACUACGGAAAAAUAAUUUGCGCAAUUGUUCGAAUAAAGUAUGAUGAAUAUUAUUGCUUAAAAAAAUUAUUGAAAAAAAGAAUAAAUUUACAAAAAGAUGAGUUGAAAAAUAAUAUCAUGUAUGCAAAUGAGGAAGAUGUGCAAUGUUUUCCAAAUGUGUACCUACAAGACAGUAUUAAUAAUCAAUACACACACAAAUUAAAGGGAUUCAUAGAUAUAAAUGAUAAUGCAGAUGAUACCACAGCAAGAAAGUAUGAAGCAAAGUUAAGAAAAAAUAACACACUUAUUUCUUCUAUUAAAACAUAUGCAAAAUAUUACAAACUAAUCCUAUUUCAUGAGUGUAGCAAAUAUGUAUAUGGUUAUUAUACAUUUGAGCAUAGUGAAGAAGUACACUGCAUUAAUUUUGGAUUUCUACAUGGAAAGGAAUAUAUUUACAUAAGUACUAGUUUGAAUAUUAACGAAAGGGUUGAAACACAGGGAAAUAUAUACAUAUUCGAUUUGGAAAACCUAUUCAUGAGGUUAGGGAUGGAUGUCAUAAGUAAUGGAAAUUUCUAUGACACAGAGGAGGAGCAGCAGCAGAAGCAGGAGCAGCGCGUUGAGAAAGAGCCAACCAAGGACUCAAAUGAAAAAUCUAAAUUGGAUGAGGAAAUUCAAAAUCCCGAUGCAGAUGUGAUUAAUGAAAAUUCAUCUAGGAAAGAUAAAAAGAAUGGUAAACUAGUACUGUACAUGAAAAAAACAUACAAUAGUUCGAUCACGCAAAUUCAUCCUUUCUAUGUAUACAAUGAUAGUUCCCCGAAUGGAGGUUUGGGAAGCCAUAUUCAUAACAUGAUUUUGCACAGUGGUGUUUGUAGUGGUGGUGGAUAUGGCAAAAAUUACAACAAGAACAGUAGGAGAAAAGAACAAGCAGAAAUGUUUACAGGGGAAGAAGAAGAAGAAUACAAUAAUCGAAGCAGCAGAAUUGGUGCUAUUAACAGGAUGAACGCAACGAAAUGUAAAAACUUUAACUUUAAUGCACAUUGCAAUAUCUUGCAUUGUAUUAAUUCGAAGUUAUUUAUUCAUGAAGUAAAUGAUAACGAUUUCACAAAAGGAGCAUUUAUUGAUAAUAACUUUUACAUUAGUGACAUUAAGAUAGUAAGAAAUUUAAUCAUCAUUGCUGAUUUGUAUAAAGGAAUUUUUAUCAAUAUGUAUAAUUAUGAACAGCAAUAUGAUAGUCGAAGCAUAAUACCCAUAUCAAAAAAUUUCUUUAGUAGCAAUUUAAAUAUUUUAUGCUGUCACUAUAUCAUUUUCGACUCCUACAUAUCUAUUAUUGCUAUGGAUGUAUACAACAAUUUCUUUGUAUUUUCUUAUAAAAAUUAUCAAGAUAUUGACAACAUGUACAUUUUCAAUUAUUUCAAUUUUGGCACAAGAAUAAUUAAAUUUAUAAAUGUUCUGCAUAAAAAUCAAAAAUCAAAUUCUGCUCUCUCCAUAUCGAAUGAUGGAAGUAUACACCUCUUUCGUCCCCUUAACAAUAAGCUGUUUCUAUUCACAAGAGAAAUAUGCAACAUUGUAAACACUUAUAUUUUCCCCCAUUUGGCUCUUAACGUACACAUCCAUUUGAAACCCGAUAUUUUCACACAAUCGGUUUUACUCAAUCUGUACAAAAAAACAGACAGCUUCUUGAUCAAGAAUAUUUUGUUUUAUGACAUGUUAAGACAACUGCCCUUUUACACCACCGAAGUUUUGUAUGAACUCUUUUGUAAAAAGACCAAUUUGCUGCAACAUAUAACUAUAGGAGAACUCUUGAAUGAACUAAGUUUAUUGAAUAUAAAGUAA
This is a messenger RNA of Plasmodium gonderi, 7437 nucleotides long. RefSeq lists its product as hypothetical. NCBI's taxonomy places the organism in Eukaryota, Apicomplexa, Aconoidasida, Haemosporida, Plasmodiidae. Bases 1 to 7437 code for a protein of 2478 amino acids. The transcript is spliced from 4 exons. Gene Ontology annotation, cellular component: nucleus. The record is from RefSeq and is a predicted model, not a curated record. Gene Ontology annotation, molecular function: nucleic acid binding; protein binding.